AUCAGUUUGCGUCUAUUAUUCUUGGCUCUACUCUUUCCAGUCAAUGAAUCAAUUGGACGAACUAUUUACGUAGAACAGGUAUAAUGUUUACCAUCUGUGCUUUUCACCAGUGGGUGUCGUUAAACUCUUGCAAAACGCAAAGUGUUACGCUCUUAUUGUCUGGAAUGACCAAAAAUGGAGUUCAGCUCUUGGGUCAGUAAAUGCAGCAUCACACUGAACUCUAAAGGUCACGAGGUCAGGAGAUCGUUAACUAAUUGAUCAGUCUGUCUGGGCAGAGUUCAGCGCCAUGACCAACGAAAAGACGAAAGUGAAGUUCAGUUGGCUGCGCACAGCGUUCAUCUCACCUACGAAGUUCCAGAAGAAUGACCUCGGUUUGGCUCGGCCCACACGCUGGGGCGGUGAUGCACGUGAUGAAUCGUGUGAAGACUCCUCUCCCAGCCUGGACGUGUCUUCCAGCUCAGUGGGACUGGGAGAAAUGGCGAACAUUAACCUCAGCACACCUCAGGGGAGACGUGUCACACCAUCGCAGACACCGGGCACUCAGGAAACACCCCGUCUGGCCCGCAGACCCUGCAGACUGUUCGGGAACACAGAGUCGCCGUCGUCCACCGUUGGUGAGAAGCGAAAAGACAGGACUCCAGAGGAGGGUUCAAAGGUCAUCUACCUCCGAGCCCUGGAUGCCGCUCUCGGUAACAGACAGAGGAAGUCGCCCCACACCGAGAACCGUACCAAGAGGCGGCAGUCCCAGACAGCUCCCAGAGAAACCCUUGAUGUUAAACCAGAGAUGGAGAGAAACACAGAGCAAAGCUUCUACUCGUUCAGUGAGGAAACUGUCCAGUCAGAGGAGCAAACACCCCCCCCACACGUCAUUAUAGACACACAGGAAGAGGAGAACACAGUGGUAGCCCACACUGAGAACGUGGUCCUGAAAGGAAGCCACUCUCCUCCUUGGUCAGAUGAUGAGGAUUCGGUCAAUUUAAAGCUUCCGCAGGACGAAUGUUUCGAGCGAGUGAAGAUGUGCAAGAUGGACGGAGAAGCUGGUGGUGCUGACGCUCCACCUCCUUUGGAAUAUGUCCCACCUCCAACAGUCACGCUGAGCCUACAGACCUCAUUUGGUAUGCCAUGGAACGAUUCAUCCCACCAGCCCACCACCUCCUCUUGGAGCACAUGGAGGGAGGGCAAUUCCUCUGCUAGUAAAAAAACAUAUUUACACAGUGAUCCAGUCGUAGAUGUGGGGCAGGACCUUAGUCUUAACGAGUCAAUCGGACAGAGUCCUUCACCUUCAGACUCUUAUGCCUUGUCUCCAAACGAGACGUGUGCAUUCUCGCCAGUGUUUAGACACCGGUCAUCAUAUGCAGGCAUGCCCUAUGGAUUAACGUCGCCCCUUACUGAAGACAUGGUCCCCCGCAGGAGGUCAGCAGGAUCAGAGCCUCUCUGGCUGUCAGACGUCAACUCAUUGGGCUUCAUUGACACCCACUGUCACCUGGACAUGCUGUACGGGAAGUUGGGCUUCCACGGAAGCUUCCGAAGCUUCCGGGAGGAAUACACCAGCAGUUUCCCUGUGGAAUUUCGUGGCUGCAUAACUGACUUCUGCAACCCGAGAAUCACUCAGAAGGAAGCCAUCUGGGAAUGGCUCCUAGAAGAGGAGUUUGUAUGGGGUGCCUUUGGAUGCCACCCUCACUUCGCCAAGGAGUACAAUUCCACUCAUGAGCAAAGCAUCAUGCGAGCCAUGCGUCACCCCAAGACUGUCGCUUUUGGAGAAAUUGGUUUGGAUUACUCGCAUAAGAAUUCAACCAGCCACAGCAAACAGAAAAAGGUGUUCGAGCGGCAGCUGCGAUUGGCCGUGUCUUUGGGAAAGCCAUUGGUUAUACACUGCCGGGACGCUGAUGACGAUUUGCUGGAUAUUAUGAAGAAGUGUGUUCCUCGAGACUACAAGAUACACCGACACUGCUUCACCAACAGUUACUCCGUAAUCGAGCCAUUCCUGAGCGAGUUCCCAAACCUGUGUGUGGGUUUCACGGCGUUGGUGACGAACCCUAACGCCGUGGAGGCCCGAGACGCCGUAAGGAAAAUUCCGUUGGACCGAAUCCUGCUGGAAACCGACGCACCCUACUUCCGGCCCAAACAGGUGUCCAAGUCUGUGUGUAGGUUUUCUCACCCCGGAAUGGGCAUACACACUUUGCAGGAAAUCAGCGUGCUGAAGAGAGAGCUCUUCCCCACCGUACUCAAAACAAUCCGCCAGAACACCACACACAUCUAUGGCCUGUAACCCCUCCAACUUCACCCAUUUAAAUCCAUAAAGUUUGUGAAUGUUCUACUCACAGAAUACAUUUUUAUUAAAAAUUAUAGUCAAUUUCCCUAAUCAUAGGUGACUUUCUUGAGUUACUCACAUUUCCCAGAUUGACCUCCAUGGCUUUAGAAGAAGUGAUUUAGGAAUGGAUCUGGCUAUUUGUUUUUUUGUUGUUUCUGAAUUUAGCUUCACCUCAUAUUUUUGCUGCUGUUGUUUUCUCAGUGCUUUCUGGGAGGGAAAAAAAGUAAUAAGAACGCAUUUCUGAUUUGCCAUAUAAACAGUAUCUGCAAUAUGCGGAUAUGAUGUGUAGAAUCUGGCAACCCUGCUUACAGAGCUCGAAAUGAUUCACUCCCUCGGAUGCUUGAUGGAUGCCGCAGGACAGAAAAUCCUUUUAUUUUG
This is a messenger RNA of Hemibagrus wyckioides, 2689 nucleotides long. RefSeq names its product TatD DNase domain containing 2 (gene tatdn2). The record is from RefSeq and is a predicted model, not a curated record. The transcript has 7 exons. Bases 287 to 2269 code for a protein of 660 amino acids. Gene Ontology annotation, molecular function: hydrolase activity, acting on ester bonds. Lineage: Eukaryota; Metazoa; Chordata; Actinopteri; Siluriformes; Bagridae.